AUGAGAAACUCAAACUAUUUUCAACAAAGAGUUAUCCUAGCUCCAACCUUAGAUGCAGUUUCCAAGGUCAAUGAGUAUAUUCUAUCACUAAUACCAGAGAUACAGAGGAGUACUAGAGCUCUGACACAGUUUGCAAAUCAGAUAAGGAUACAAAAGUUCAAAGUUGUUGUUGAAAGUGGAGUUCCUGUUAUACUAAUAAGAAACAUUGACCAAACUACUGGUUUGGGUAAUGGGACAAGACUUAUCAUAAAUGAUCUUGGAAAAAAUAUAAUUGCAGCUACAGUUCUUAAAGGAAGAUACGCAGAUUGUAAAAUAUUAUUAACUAGGAUGACUUUGAUUCCUCAGACACAGUGGGAUGUUAUCAAUGUUCAUCUCAAGCUUGUGGCUCUAGUCUUCUCGUGA
Messenger RNA from Lotus japonicus, 402 nucleotides. RefSeq lists its product as uncharacterized. NCBI's taxonomy places the organism in Eukaryota, Viridiplantae, Streptophyta, Magnoliopsida, Fabales, Fabaceae. The transcript has 3 exons. Bases 1 to 402 code for a protein of 133 amino acids. The record is from RefSeq and is a predicted model, not a curated record.